Pleurotus ostreatus (oyster mushroom) is the source of this 1005-nucleotide messenger RNA. RefSeq lists its product as uncharacterized. The transcript is spliced from 3 exons. The record is from RefSeq and is a predicted model, not a curated record. NCBI's taxonomy places the organism in Eukaryota, Fungi, Basidiomycota, Agaricomycetes, Agaricales, Pleurotaceae. The coding region runs from base 1 to 1005 and encodes 334 amino acids.
AUGCUUUCAAACAAUAGCCCCCCUCAAUACUCAGACUUUAAAAGCCUGGAGGUCGAUCCUUCAUCCCCCAAGCGCAGCCGCGGGCCUGGCGAAUUUGUAUCAUCCUUUCCACCACCACCAGAGAUGGUUUCAGCUCCAGUCUGCGAACCUUCUCCCUCUUCUAUAGCUGGCUUUCAACCACGGCCAUUUCCCCCUCCUUCAUUAACCGGCGUGCCAGUUGAAUACAUAUACGAGCAACUUCGUAAUCUUGCUCCGGCCUACUGGGAUACUCCAGAUACGGCGGACUGUACCAUUAUUGUCCCUAUUCCUGACUUGCGUUCAAAACCUGUUACUCGCUUCCCCCUCGACUCUUCAAUGCACAUUAAUGGGCACGGGCUCGGUCGACGAGUCUCGGAACCCAUUCUCCACUCCGUUCCCCGAAUCACAAUAAAGCUCCAUAUUGACUAUCUCUCUGCCCAUUCGGCCCUCUUACGGGGUCUCUUCAGCGGCGCCUCUCCUCUCGACCUCAUCAAUACUUCGUUCGAUCCCACAGGCACUAAUACACCAGCCGAUCGCAGCCCUCGCCUCCUCCCAUGCUCACCGUCUCAUCCCAUCCUCUUCCUGCCGCUCCCCGACCCGUCAUCGUUUCAUCUUCUUGCCCAUUGGAUGUAUUUCGGCUCUACAGAAUACAUAGCCGAGGCCUUGAGUGAAGGCACCGUUCAAUGGGAGGGCAUCGCCCGCAAUGUCGAGUAUCUCGGCCUUUCUACCGACAUUAAAAUAUUCUUGGGGAAGUGGUAUGGAAAUUGGCUUCAUACCGGACGCUCUCGCUUCGACUACGAAGAAGCAUAUGCAGCCGACGAUGACUCCGAUACCGCUUACGAUAGCGACGAGGAGGACUUCGAUGGUGAUUGUUCCACCUCUUCGGACAUGGAAUUUGACGAACCAGAAGAAAAAGUCCCCGAACGAGGGAGGACGCGAGAGCUCCGACGUCUAUCAUCUAUCACAUCCCAAAUCGACAGUCUCUGA